AUGUCGAAUACGAGUGCUAAAGAUAUACGGAAAAAUAAGCCAAAAAGGGGAACCGGCUUCGAUUUACUCGAAGUUACUGAGUCAUUGGGCUACCAGACUCACAGAAAAAACGGGAGAAACUCAUGGUCAAAAGACGAUGAUAAUAUGCUACGAUCACUGGUUAAUGAAUCCGCAAAGGAGCUGGGCUACGAAAAUGGGCUUGAAGACGUUAAAACAAUUCAACAAUCAAACCAUCUUUCUAAAUGUAUAGCUUGGGAUGUUUUGGCAACACGCUUUAAACACACAGUUAGGACUUCCAAGGAUGUAAGAAAACGUUGGACAGGGUCUCUCGAUCCAAACUUGAAGAAAGGUAAAUGGACCCAAGAAGAGGAUGACCAGCUUUUAAAAGCUUAUGAAGAACAUGGACCUCACUGGCUGAGUAUUUCCAUGGAUAUUCCCGGAAGAACAGAAGACCAAUGCGCCAAAAGAUAUAUUGAAGUCCUAGGGCCUGGAAGUAAGGGAAGACUGAGAGAAUGGACUCUGGGAGAAGAUUUAAGUCUAAUAAGUAAAGUGAAGGCGUAUGGUACGAAAUGGAGAAAAAUAUCGUCAGAAAUGGAAUUCAGGCCAAGUUUAACGUGUAGAAAUAGAUGGAGAAAGAUUAUUACCAUGGUGGUACGAGGGCAAGCAUCGGAGGUGAUAACUAAGGCUAUAAAAGAAAAUAAGAACAUAGAUAUGACAGAUGGUAAGCUCCGACAACAACCUAUCAUGGAUGCGGAUAUACGAUCCGAUUUCAGGUCAAAUACAGAAGAAAAUUUGCAAGCAUCUCGAGAGAAUAAAGCUUCAUUGAUAAAGCAGGAUAUAUUAACUAUCAAAGAUAACGAAUCAAGUAAAUUACCAAAAUUAAAGGAUAGUAACGAUGCAGAUAGUUUGAGCGACAGCAAGCAACAACUGUUGCCGCCAUUAAAAGACAUUUCUGUACCUCCGCCAAUAAGAAUGAUGCAAGUUAGCCAGCCACAUACAAGCAGUAGUAGAAAUAAGAUCCCUCUACCUGUUGAAGAUCUUUCUUCAAUCAAUAAGCAUAGCCCUGGCGGAAUUCCCGAUAGUCCCCAAGCAACUCUUCCACCAACAUUUAACCCAGCAUCCCUCGAUGAGCAUAUGAUGAAUAACACUGGCAUUACAGAUCCUCUAAAACAAAAUGAUUCUACCUUGAGAACAAGAGAACCAAAUUCCUCUAGCACCCAAUGGAAGUUCACUUUGAAAGAUGGACAAGGUUUAUCAAUAUCGAAUGGAACUAUCGACAGUACGAGGUUAGUAAAGGAACUAGUUGAUCAAGCUAAGAAGUACUCUUUGAAAAUAUCGAUACAUCAGCAUAUUCAUAACCACUAUGUCACACCCACAGACAAUACUGCUAGUAAUAACAAUAGUGUGCCGAACACUGCAAAUGUUAAUGGAAAUUCUUUACUAAUUGACAAUUUCCCACAUAUGGGUAGACAAUUGGGAAAUGGCCUUUCAGGGUUGAGUUCAACCAAUGAUACCUUUAGCCCAGAAUACCGAACCUCUCUUGAUAAUAUGGAUAAUGAUUUUUUAUCUAGAACACCGAAUUAUAAUGCAUUCAGUUUGGAACCAACCUCGCACAACUCCACUGAUAACACUAAUGAACUUGGAUCGCAAAGCAAUAGAGGGACAGACAGCCCAUCCGUGUUUUAUCCUCAGGCAAGAGCAUUGAUGCCAACCAACUCAAACGUUACUAACAAUGAAAUCAAUCCAGGAAAUGUCAGUACUAAUAGUAUGUCUCCUAAUUUUAAUGGAAGAAACGGUACAGCACCAAGCUCUACAGCAUCUUAUACAACCAGUGGUUCGGAAAUACCACCAGAUGUGGGACCGAACAGAAUAACACAUUUUAAUUAUUUACCUCCAACGAUACGACCUCAUUUGGGCUCAUCAGAUGCGACAAGAGGUGCUGACUUGAAUAAAUUACUCAAUCCAUCCCCAAAUUCAGUAAGAAGCAAUGGAAGUAAAAGCAACCAGAAAGAGAAAAAAAAGAGCGAGCCGCCCGGUCACCAUUCUUCUUCCUCUCUGACGACCAACAAAUUUAACCGUAUUGAUCAGUCCGAGAUUUCAAGAACAACAUCAAGAUCCGAUACUCCGUUAAGAGACGAAGAUGGUUUGGAUUUUUGGGAAACUUUGAGAUCUUUAGCCACUACGAACCCACAGCCUCCAGUUGAGAAGCCUACUGAAGGUAACGAAACCACAUCCCAUGUAGUACACCAGGGCAUCGUAGCACAUACAGGGGAAAGCGGUUUAGGUUCCAACAGUGAGGGAUACGAUUUUUUUAAUGAAUUACUGGAUAAGAAGGCUGAUACAUUACAUAACGAAGCUAAGCAGCAAAAAGACCUUGAUAUGACGUCUGGUGGCUCUACCGAUAAUGGGUCCGUUUUGCCAUUGAAUCCAAGCUGA
Saccharomyces eubayanus is the source of this 2436-nucleotide messenger RNA. RefSeq names its product Bas1p (gene BAS1). NCBI's taxonomy places the organism in Eukaryota, Fungi, Ascomycota, Saccharomycetes, Saccharomycetales, Saccharomycetaceae. The record is from RefSeq and is a predicted model, not a curated record. Bases 1 to 2436 code for a protein of 811 amino acids. The transcript has a single exon.